AUGGGUAUGGCAUUUUCUCGUGUGUUUGAACGUCUCUUUGGCAAGAAAGAGAUGCGUAUUCUUAUGGUUGGUCUUGAUGCUGCUGGUAAAACGACCAUCUUAUACAAACUCAAGUUGGGCGAGGUUGUGACGACGAUUCCUACUAUUGGUUUUAAUGUGGAGACAGUCGAGUACAAGAACAUUAGCUUUACAGUAUGGGAUGUGGGUGGUCAGGACAAGAUUCGUCCACUCUGGCGUCACUAUUAUCAGAACACACAGGGAUUGAUCUUUGUCGUGGACUCAAAUGAUCGUGAUCGUGUAGAUGCGGCUCGUGAUGAACUGCAUCGUAUGCUGAACGAAGAUGAACUUCGUGAUUCAGUACUGUUGGUAUUUGCAAACAAACAGGAUUUGCCAAAUGCAAUGAGUGCUGCAGAGAUGACGGACAAGUUGGGUCUACAUGGCUUACGUCAUCGCCAGUGGUUCAUUCAAGCGUGUUGCGCGACGACGGGUGACGGACUAUAUGAAGGCCUGGACUGGCUAUCGGCGACACUUCAGAAGAAGCAGUAA
Molecule: messenger RNA, 546 nt
Organism: Peronospora belbahrii
Lineage: Eukaryota; Oomycota; Peronosporomycetes; Peronosporales; Peronosporaceae
Source: the annotation of a GenBank genome assembly